AUGCAGCUACACCCAAAGGAUCAGGAGACCAUCAACGGCAAUGCCCUUCGUUUUCUUACAUGGGUCACCCAACUCCUCUACCAGCCUUUGCCAGAUGUUUUCCAGCAGCCAAACACGAAGCCGAGGUUAGGAUCAGGGCAAUGUGCGCUGCAGCCCCUGCUCAAAAAAGAUGUACAGGCGUGGCUGCAGGAACUUGCGAAGGAACUAGCACAGGAGUACACAGGAGCCGCGGUGAAGGUGAUUCCCGAGACGCAAGCGAUGGACCGAGAUCCGGCGAACGAGGGCGUUGGGGCUGCGAUGGGCAUGCCGAUGACGAUGCUCCAGGAUGAUGACCACUCUGCUGCACAUUCCGUGAGCACGAAGCGCAGACGGCGGGUCGCAGGUGGCGUGGACCUCUUCGCAGAUUUGGCCAUCCACGAUCUGAACCUGGAGGGUGUGGCUGAAGUCCGCAGCAUGAUUCGGACGCAGCAAGAGAAGAAGGCCCAGCAGCGCGUAAAUGACUUCAUCGAGUUCGCAGCACAGGGAAAGUGGGAGAUGAUGGAGACCAUGCUCAAGGCGAACAAGGUCACAGUCGAUUCAGGGAACUGGGACGGUCGCACUGCUCUUCACGUUGCAGUAUGCGAAGGCCACCUGCGCAUCGUCGAAAGGCUGGUGUCCGAGUGGAACGCGUCCUUGAUGGCGGAGGAUCGGUUCGGGAACACUCCGUUGAACGACGCCGUUCGAGAGCGGCGCUCGGAGGUGGCCGAGUUCCUUAUCGAGGCCAAUGCAGAAUUCGAAGGGGGCGUGUCUGCCGCAGUGCAGCUCUGUGAGGCUGCAGCCCAAGGUGACACGCGCCAGCUGGAGCUGUUGGUUGAGGUCAUUGGGGUCGAUCCCAACCUGGGUGACUACGACCUUCGCACAGCUUUGCAUCUGGCUGCGUCCAACGGCCAUCUGGAGACGAUCACGAAGAUGUUGGACUUCCCAUUCUUGGAUCUGAGUCCGCUAGACCGGUUCGGGCAGACGCCUUUGGACGAUGCCAUCCGCCACGAGCACGUGGCCGUGCAGAAGCUGCUCAAAAGCGAGGGCGCGCAGAUGGGCAACGUCGAGUUCGGGGUCGCCCUCUGCGAGGCAGCUGCCGAGAACGAUCACGGAAAGCUUCGGCAGAUGAUCGAUGCCGGUGUCAGGGCUGGCAUGGCGGACUACGACUACCGCACUGCUCUCCAUCUGGCCUCGUCCAACGGCAAUCUGGAGACAUGUGCCUUCCUGCUGCGCGAGGGCAAGGUGGAUCCCAAUCCUUUAGACCGAUUUCUUCAUACUCCCCUGGAUGAUGCAAUCCGGCAUGGACACAAGGAUGUGGCGGAGCUGCUGAUGAAGUUUAAGGGAAGGCCCUCCACCGAUGACGAGUACCUCAGCACGGUCCGCGAUGAGUUCUUGAAGCAGAUGGAGGAGGAAAAGGCGCGCAAAGACACAGACAAGCUUGACAAGGAGCUGAAGACGCACAAGUUCUCCGAGGUUUUGGAACGAUUGGCACGGCUCCGCUCUGAUCUCGAGGACGAUGUGUACCAGUUCAUGACCUCCGCGUCCAACAUCCGCUACGAGCUUUGCCGUAUCCUCCACAUGAGCAUGUUCCUGCACGAUGAGUCGAGCCGUACCAGGGCUGGUUGGGACAAGUUGACGCAAUCGCUUGAUGAUCACAGCCUUACGACGCAGAAGCUGGCGGAUCUUUUAGAAAGAGACCUUCGCCA
Molecule: messenger RNA, 1724 nt
Organism: Symbiodinium sp. CCMP2456
Lineage: Eukaryota; Dinophyceae; Suessiales; Symbiodiniaceae
Source: the annotation of a GenBank genome assembly